This is a messenger RNA of Xylaria bambusicola, 1558 nucleotides long. RefSeq lists its product as uncharacterized. Lineage: Eukaryota; Fungi; Ascomycota; Sordariomycetes; Xylariales; Xylariaceae. The transcript has 4 exons. Gene Ontology annotation, biological process: mycotoxin biosynthetic process. The coding region runs from base 438 to 1199 and encodes 253 amino acids. The record is from RefSeq and is a predicted model, not a curated record.
AACGGCUUCAUCAUCUUUCACUCUAGCUUGUCACAUAUCAUGUAAAGGAUUUCUUGUUAUGCAUCUCUGCAGCAUAGCCCUUUCCACCCUGGAACAUGAUCUAGGGACUCCGGCAAGUAAUGGUCUGUUAUUGGUCGAGGUAAGAGAACAUGGAGGGUUUCACCAUGCAACUUCUCGAGAACAUAAAUGUGGUACUAUCAUUUCCCUGACCACCCAUGCUAACAUAUAGAAACGAACCAUCGUGGAAUAAGCUCACACCCUGCUCUAGACUCUUUCUAGUUAAGCUGCAAACCCCUGUCGGUUUAAGAAUAAUAGCCGAUCACGCUCAAUUUCAGGUAGAACUGCGCCAACGGACAGGUUGAUAGCAGUUGAUUCUAUCCUCCCCCAAAACCUGAAGUCAUAUCUCACGUCUGAGCUCAUACUAGAUCAUCUUUAGAAUGGCUUCGUAUCAACCCAUAUCCAAACUGUCGGAAUUCCCACACGAAGAAGAACCACUACCGUACAUAGGGUAUGAACGUUUGAGAAGACGAUGGAUCACGUAUGGGGUAGCUCUACUCGCAAUAACGAACCUACUCUCCCUUAGCUGGCCUUUCUGGGUGCCACGAAGCCGGCCGCCAUCUGAAUUAGCCUGCACUGAGGAAUUCGACACUGUCUAUGAGCGCUUUUGGUGGAAUACUGCGUACAGCCCUGUCAACCGCUCUGAGGCUGACAACCUGUGGGACGAAAUAAACCCAGCACACGGCAUCGUGAGCGUAGAUCGAAAGUGGGCAGCGACAAAUGGCUGGCCGUUAAGUGCCUACUAUCCUGGCGACAAGACGAAAGCUGUUUAUCUCCUUGAAGCGUACCAUCUGUUGCAUUGUCUACGCAUCAUGAGAUUGACUUUCUGGCAAGCAAUUGACGGAAAGCCAUUCACAUACCACCCUGGAUCGCACGUCGACCACUGUUUCGAUGCACUGCGGCAGAAUAUACAGUGCAAUGCGGACAACACGCCGCUCUAUUCAUUUGGCGAUCACACAGCUGGUGACGGGCAACUUCAUAAGUGUAAGGACUGGGAGCAAUUGCGUGCCUGGGCUGCUGAGAACACAGCGUGUUACAGAGAUAGCGUUGAAGACAUCCCUUUCAAAGAUCAUUUUGGGUUUUGUAGAGAAAAUGGCGACGAUGGUGUGAAAGACAUCGACUAUGGGGCAAUCAUUUCGUAGAACUCAGAUAUCAGUGGUGCAAGAAAGCUACAAAACGGUUCGAGCAUGAGCAAGUCAUCGGAAUCAUGUAUGCUAGUUCAUUCUAUCCACUCUAUGAUUAGUAUUUCCUUACUCUUAAGCAUUGAUUAGUACAGCACAAUCUACCUGAUUACAACGCCGCGUAUUCGACUGCCGUUAACCAGGUGAAGGAAAGCCCCCAUUUCCUUACUAGAAUUUGAAAAUCCCGUGUGUUGCAAACUUGGCCUCAUCAGACUAUCUCAAAUCGCCCGAACUCAUCCAAGUCAGUGUAUGGCUUCUUUGAGCGUCGGGAUUGGGGGGUCCCCCACACUACAGUCAUAUCAUAUUAUCUGCUACGCUCG